Molecule: messenger RNA, 2680 nt
Organism: Dicentrarchus labrax (European seabass)
Lineage: Eukaryota; Metazoa; Chordata; Actinopteri; Moronidae
Gene: mfrp
Product: membrane frizzled-related protein
Exons: 13
Coding region: 449-2239 (596 amino acids)
Molecular function (GO): protein binding
Source: RefSeq, a predicted model, not a curated record
GUUCAGCACUGUGAAGGAGUUUCUAAAACUCUUUUGUAACCACUCACACACCAUCAAAAAAACAAGAGAAAUACAGGUUGAUGCUGCUAAAACAGACAGUAGUAGCAGAAGAGAGGCAGAAAGGAUGGAUAUUUUGAUCAUUUGAUUGUUUUUAUUUUUGAAAAUUCCUUGCUGUGGUGUUUAUUUCAUUUUUUAUCUGGAUUGCGUUGAUGGAUGUCCAACAAAGGGCUCUGCUGUGCUGGAGGAGCGAAGGCCGCGAGCGCACUACGCCUCAGUGGAAGUUUACCGUUGGAGCAAAAAGUGAACAAUGUUAAGAAAACCCAGGAAAACACUUUUAACGUUCCCUCAUGUAGAAACGGCUCUCUUCACAAUGUCACCACUGAUGUAUUUAUCACAACGUCAGGCUCUUUAAGAAGAGGAGCACUGGGAGAGUGACAGCGGACUAAAGAUGUCUGACCUCAGCCAAGUUGCAGUGUAUUCAGACUCUUCAGAUAUUUAUAAGAAUGUGUUCUGCAACCCCGCCUUCGAGCUGGAGGGGGAGCGAGAGGAGAGGGUGGAGGGAUUCAGGACAUCCUCAUCCACUCCUGAACCAAUCAAACUGCCAGCGGCUAGCCUAGGCUGGGGUCUAUUUGGGGUGUGUGUGAUGCGUCUGCGGGGCCCGGGUUGUGGCUGGGGGGUGGUGGCGGUCUCUGCUGCUGUCCUGCUCCUGUUAACAGCUCUCGGACUGGCGCUGGCCCUCAUCCUCACACAGAUAAAAGGCCAGGCAGUGGAGGAUCAGUUGUUGUCCACCAGCCCUCCAGACGUGCUGAAUGUAGGAGGUGCAGCAUCCCCUACUGUACCCACAAUCUCUCCCAACAGAAGUCAGCUGGACAGCACAGCCCCACCACAACCCGCUUUGACCCCAUCAUCUGAAACACGUUGUGGAGGGAUUUUGACUGACUCAGAGGGUAGUUUCAGUUCUCCAAACCACCCCGGGUCCUACCCCCCCAACUUGCUGUGUGUGUGGGUCAUCCGAGUCCUUCCCCCCUCCCUGGUCCAGAUCCACGUUUCCUCUCUGGCUGUAGAGGGGCCAUCUCCCUGUCCAUUUGACUGGCUUGAGGUGCAAGAGCACAUAGAGCAGAGCUCUGUGGUCACCAGAUUCUGUGGUAACGUGGCGCCACCAACAGUCAACACAAACAGCAGCACAGUGUGGGUCACCUUCCACUCUGAUGGCAGCAUCGCAGGCAGUGGCUUCACUGCACAGUACAGGACCAUUCUGCCUGAACACAAGAGCUGCUCCAGAGAUGAGUUUAUGUGUGACAGUGGUCGCUGUCUGCUGCCUGUGUCUAUUUGCAACGGUCAUCCAAACUGCCACGACCAAACAGAUGAGGCAAACUGCAGCCAUAAACACAAAGAAUGUGGUGGGCUGAAGACCGGACAGUAUGGUUAUCUGUCAAGUCCAAACCACCCCAGGCCUUAUCCUCACCAGCAGUUGUGCGUAUGGUAUAUAUCUGUUGAGGAGGGUCACAUCAUAACACUGAGCUUCAGCAACUUCAGCCUGGAGACUCAGGAUGUGUGUACGUUUGACUACGUGGAGGUGCACGACAGCGUCGACACCAGAGCUGGAAGAGUGCUGGGAAGGUUUUGUGGCACCACCUUCCCCCCAGACCUGACCUCUUCCGGGCCCCACAUGACUGUGCUGUUUGUGGCUGAUGAGGGAGUGGCCGACAGCGGCUUUAAUGCAACAUACCAGGCUGUGUCUAUACUGGACAGGACAUGCGGCCCCAGCCAGUUUGCCUGCAGUACAGGAGAGUGUCUUCAGCAGCAGUUGUUGUGUGAUGGAUGGAACGACUGUCCUGAUGGAGCAGAUGAACAGGGAUGUGGCAACUCCACCUACCCUCCCUUCACUUCAUCGUGUGAGUUGAUAGAGGUAGAGAUGUGUCAAGGCCUCAGCUACAACCUCACCUCAUUCCCAAACAUCUGGCUGUCCAUUGCUGAUCAGAGAGAAGCUGCCACACUCCUGCGACAGUACCGGGUCCUGAUGGAGCUAGCGUGCUUCGAGCCCUUACAAAGGCUGGUGUGUGGGAUGUUUCUGCCCCAGUGCAGCCCUCAGGGUGGCGUCCUCCAGCCCUGCCGCUCAGUCUGCUCCUCUGCCGAGCAGCAAUGCAGCCAAGCCCUGGAUCUCUUCUCCUUCAGCUGGCCCUUUAACUGCCACCUCCUGCCCGACUCGCAGGACCCCAUGGAGUGUUCGCUGCCUUGAUGCUUCACACGUCUAAAGUUUCAGUUGUGCUGUUGGGAACUGAGGAUCCUCUCCAUCCCAGUCUACUUCUUCAGGAAACAUUCCACACCAGAUUUGCCGCAGUGUUUGAGGACCCAAAGGCCUUACAGAACUGGAGACUCAUUUUCUGGACUCAUUGAGAGUUCAAGAGCAGUUUAACUUGUAGCAUGACUGCUGCCUAUAAAGCCUGUGGUGCAUGCAGAAAAUUGUGGCACAGUAGCUAUCUUUUAAAGAAAAGCUUUAAAGUACGUAGAUGAAAAGAAUUUUUUCAAGUUUUCGUGUGAUUCACAGCAGCUAAGCCAAAUGAAAGUUUUCAAUCUCUCAAUAGAAAUCAAACUGUUGUAAAUUGUCUUUUUGCACUAUUUAUUGCAUUGUUGUCAAUCAUGUGACACCUCAUCUAUAAACAAUGAGUGAAUACAGAGA